AUGCUUGAAUUUGAACAAUAUUUUUCGGCCCAAGUCUUUUUCAUCAUUCUCAGGGAAACGUUAGAGUCGGUCAUCAUCAUCUCGGUGUUGCUAGCCUUCAUUGACCAGUCCUUCCAAACCACGGCCGAUGCCAUUAAAACCCCGACAAACACCAACCCUCUUAUCCCUAAUAAACAGUCUGAAACUGGCCCUCUCUCUGCCAACACUUCAUCCAGUUUAGCCUCCAAGUUCAAGACUGAGAUCAUCUUAGGGGCCAUUGCAGGCCUAUCAGUAUGCUUCAUGAUUGGGGCACUUAUCAUUUACCUCUUCUACAGAGUCUCUGUUGAUUACUGGUCCUUAACUGAGCAUUACUGGGAAGGGAUCUUUUCCAUUAUUGCGGCCAUCAUCAUCAGUGUCAUGGGCUUUGGUAUGUUACGUGUCGAGCGGUGGAAGGGAAAGUGGGAACACAAGCUCCGCUCAUCGGUGAAUCCCCAGUGGCUAUUUGACGAGAAUCAGAUCUCCUGGGCCAAAAGGCACACCAUGUUCAUUCUUCCUUUCAUCACCACCUUGCGUGAAGGGCUUGAAGCGGUAGUGUUUGUGGGAGGGGUUGGAAUGUCUGAUCCCCUCACCACCUUACCGUUAUCCUUUUUACUAGCCUUACUUCUUGGUUUAUCGAUCGGUGUGGUGAUCUACAAGUUUGGGACCACCGUUCAUUUGAAAUACUUUCUCGUCUCCUCCACGUGUCUUCUCUAUUUGGUGGCAGCCGGGUUGUUCAGCAAGGGCAUCUGGCAGUUCGAGUUGCAGCGCUACAUUAAUUUGUGCAACGGUCAGGAUAUGAGUGAGGUGGGUUCGGGUCCUGGCUCGUAUGACAUCACAAACUCGGUGUGGCACGUAAACUGUUGUAACGGUGAGAUUGACGGCGGAUGGAUGAUGUUCACUGCUAUUUUUGGGUGGACCAAUAGUGCGACAUAUGGGAGCGUAUCGGGGUACAUCGUAUACUGGUUAGUGAUCGUUGGAGUGGUCUACAGGAAGUACUCACUUGAACGUACGGCUACUGAGGGGAGAUACCAGACGGUUUCGGACCAACCACAAGCGGAAGGAAGCUCCUCUGGAGUGCGUGCCUCGCUGGGUGGCUCCGCUUUGGUAUCUAUCCAGGAGGAAGUACAAAGCGACGCUAGAAUCUCUGUUGACAGUCGCACGCUCUUGCUUGAAUAA
Molecule: messenger RNA, 1194 nt
Organism: Babjeviella inositovora NRRL Y-12698
Lineage: Eukaryota; Fungi; Ascomycota; Pichiomycetes; Serinales
Exons: 1
Coding region: 1-1194 (397 amino acids)
Biological process (GO): iron ion transmembrane transport
Cellular component (GO): fungal-type vacuole membrane; plasma membrane; high-affinity iron permease complex
Molecular function (GO): ferrous iron transmembrane transporter activity
Source: RefSeq, a predicted model, not a curated record